Molecule: messenger RNA, 911 nt
Organism: Stegastes partitus (bicolor damselfish)
Lineage: Eukaryota; Metazoa; Chordata; Actinopteri; Pomacentridae
Product: transcription factor BTF3-like
Exons: 6
Coding region: 76-564 (162 amino acids)
Source: RefSeq, a predicted model, not a curated record
GACGUCACUUCCUCUUUUCCCUCCUUUCUCCGAGAUUCUGUCGACUGUGUGACCCGCGUGUUUACACUCUCCCAGAUGAAGGAGUCGAUAAUGAACCAGGAGAAGCUUGCCAAACUGCAGGCGCAGGUCCGCAUAGGCGGCAAGGGGUCAGCGCGCAGAAAGAAGAAGGUUGUGCACAGAACAGCAACAGCAGACGACAAAAAGCUGCAGUUCUCCCUGAAGAAGCUGGGAGUCAACAACAUCUCUGGCAUCGAGGAGGUGAAUAUGUUCACAACCCAGGGGACAGUGAUCCAUUUCAACAACCCAAAGGUUCAGGCCUCCUUGGCUGCCAACACUUUUACAAUCACAGGCCACGCUGAGAACAAACAGCUCACAGAGAUGCUCCCAGGAAUCCUCAACCAGCUGGGAGCCGACAGUCUCACCAGCCUCAGGAGAUUAGCAGAGACUCUGCCCAAACCAGCCGGUGAGAACAAAGCCCCCAUGGUUGCUGCUGAAGAGGAGGACGAUGAGGUUCCAGAUCUUGUCGAGAACUUUGACGAGGCUUCUAAGGACGAGGCAAACUAAAAAAAAAACACCAGCAGAUAUUUCGGAGCUCCUCUUGACUCACCACGAUUUGGCUCAGCGGCAUCCCGUUCAUCUGUUGUUGCUCUGUGGCUACAAACACAAGUUGCUUUUUAAUUGUAACUGAAACAAGUGGACUAAAACGAGUAAAAAAAAUCAACUGUUUUUUAUAGAAACCGGCUACGUACACAUCUAUCUUGUCAUGCAGUGCACGUGAAGUUAUUUAAUUCAGCAGAACAAUGUGCAAAUCCUCCUCUUCCUCACGCUGCCUCUCCUGUAUUAUCACGCCACACGUCAGAAAUGUAUCGGUGGAAUGAAUCAUGUAAUAAAGAUUAAAAUUACAUUUCUCA